Messenger RNA from Zymoseptoria tritici IPO323, 1981 nucleotides. RefSeq lists its product as uncharacterized. The coding region runs from base 496 to 1779 and encodes 427 amino acids. The transcript has a single exon. Gene Ontology annotation, biological process: formation of cytoplasmic translation initiation complex; formation of translation preinitiation complex; translational initiation. Gene Ontology annotation, molecular function: GDP-dissociation inhibitor activity; translation initiation factor activity; eukaryotic initiation factor eIF2 binding. The record is from RefSeq and is a predicted model, not a curated record. NCBI's taxonomy places the organism in Eukaryota, Fungi, Ascomycota, Dothideomycetes, Mycosphaerellales, Mycosphaerellaceae. Gene Ontology annotation, cellular component: cytosol.
CACUACCAACCACUCUCACACACCUGCAACCACCAAACCUUUAGGCCUUCACGACCGCCGUCGGCAAACCACUCACGCCUCGAUCAUCGCACAGCUACAGGCGUCCACACCACGCCGCCGCCGUCCUCCACUACGACCCUCGAGGCAUCACCAUUCCGCCCUCUCAGCUCAGAAUAUCGGACAGAGUUUAUGCAUCCCGCUCACACGAACGCCGCUUUCACAGCAGACCUGCCUCCGGCGCAGCACCCCAGUCGUAUAAAGCAUAAACGGCACCAGCGCAACACUGGUUGAACAUUGCCCGAAAUAGCCACUUGCCGACAAAAGUCAACUACGACAACCAAGCCAAAACCGCCAAAACGGACAAAUACACCACAGCAAACACAUUGGUGUGCUGCAUGUCUUUGCUAGCCCCUAUACAGAGAUCUCUUCUGCAGUAGUCCCCUCCGCCACCAUCAGCCGCCCUCGCAGCAGUCACCCUACCUCAAUACCGCAAUCAUGGGUUCCGUCAAUAUCCGUCGCGAUGUCCAGGACCCUUUCUACCGCUACAAGAUGGAGCGCAUCCAGUCCAAGGUCGAAGGAAAGGGUAACGGCAUCAAGACCGUCAUCGUCAACUUGAGCAACGUCGCUCAGCAGCUCGCCCGCCCACCAAACUACGUGAUCAAGUACUUUGGCUUCGAGCUGGGUGCUCAGACAAACAUCGAUCCCAAAGACGACCGCUGGAUCAUCAACGGCGCUCACGAAGCGAGCAAGCUUCAGGACUACCUCGAUGGCUUCAUCAACAAGUUCGUGCUCUGCAAGGAGUGCAAGAACCCUGAGACUGUGGUCAGUGUCAAGGAUGGAGACAUUUUGAUGGACUGCAAGGCUUGCGGAAAGAUCACUACUGCCGAUCCUCGUCACAAGCUCGCCUCCUUCAUCUUGAAGAACGCUCCCAAGAAGGGCAAGAAGGACAAGUCUACCAAAAAGGCCGAUCGUAAGGCUCGCAAGGAGGCCGAGAAGAACGGCACACUCGAUGACGAUGAGACCAACGGUCACCCAAGCCCAGGCGACAGCGGCUCUGAUGUCGCUGACGAGAAUGGCGAUGUCGGAAACGACGCUGGCAGCGACGAUGAACUCACUCGUAAGAUCAACGCCGGAGCCAAGGAGCUUAACGAGCCCGAGGUCAAGGACAAGGAAGUGCAGUGGUCUGUCGACAUGUCUGAGGAGGCCAUCAAGGCACGCGCCAAGGCUCUUCCCGACGAUCUCAAGGCCAGCUUGGUCCUCGAGGACGGUGAUGAAGACGGAGAAGGCGGCAACGUCUACGACGAAUUCGGCAAGUGGAUCGAGGCUCAAGCUCAGGAGGCCGGUGACGCCACCAAAGUCAAGGAUGUCGAUAUCUACCUCAAGGCCAAGGAGCUCGGUAUUGAGUCCAAACACCGCACGCUCACCGUGCUCGCUCAGACCGUGUUCACGGACAGCAUGCCCAAGGAAAUCGACGCCCGCGCUGCCAUGCUGAAGAAGCUCAUCACCUCGGAGAAACACGAGAAGGCCUUCCUCGGCGGUAUCGAGCGCUUCGUUGGUAUCGACAAGCCCAACCUCAUUCCCAUGGUCAGCGCCAUCCUGCUCAAGGUGUAUGAGAAUGACCUCGUUUCUGAGGAGAUCCUCACCGCCUGGGGUGGCAAGGCCAGCAAGAAGUACGUCGACAUCUCCACGUCUCGCAAGGUGCGCAAGAGCGCUGAGAAGUUCAUCGAGUGGCUCGAGACUGCCGAGAGUGACGAGGAUGAUGACGAGGACGACGAGUAGAGAAAUUGCCAUGUUGCUUGUUCGCUGCGGAGAGAUCUUGUUCGGACGGCGACAUUGGAAGAACGCGGCGUGUGUGCUAAGACCAAAUUGUUGAUGUCUCCUCUCUUGGUUUCUGCUUUGCUUUGAGAUUUCGCCAGUAGUCUUCGUUUGAAGAUGCAGAUAAUAGUGCUCUCUACUCAAUACAUCGCUCCUCGUCCUGCCG